AUGUCUAACCAGACCAAGUCGUUCUACCUUCCAGACACCAUGGCUACUUGGCCAUGGCAGCGCGCUAUAAACCCAUACUAUGAGCAAGCAAAAGCAGAAUCCAACGCAUGGUUUCAUAGAUUCAAGGCAUUUUCUGCCCAGUCGCAAUAUGCCUUCGACAAGGGAGACUUCAAACACCUCCGAUCUGCUUGCGAUCUGAUGAACGUGUUCUUUGUCAUUGACGAGUACACGGACGUGGAACCAGAGCCAGUCGUUCGAAACAUGGUAGACAUUGUGAUCGACGCGCUCAAGAAUCCCCAUAAGCCUCGGCCAAAGGGAGAAGUCAUUCUAGGAGAGAUUACGCGACAAUAUUGGGCAUCAACAAUUAAAAUCGCCAGCUCUACUUCGCAGCGGCAUUUCAUCGAGAGCUUCACAGGUUAUUUGGAGUCCGUCGUUCAGCAAGCUGCAGACCGGGAUAACGAUAAACAACAUUCAAUUGAAUCAUACCUGAGGAAUCGUCAUGAGAACAUUGGUACUCGGCCGUCGUACGCCGUCAUCGAGUUUAACCUUCACCUUCCCGAUGAAGUGAUUUAUCAUCCAAUCAUUGUUGAAUUAUCCGAGAACAUCACGGAGCUUAUCUUGAUCGAUAACGACCUUGCAUCGUACAACAAAGAGCAAGCGACUGGCGAUGAUAGUUAUAACAUUGUGACAGUCGUCAUGCGAGAACUCAACCUCGGUCUGGAUGAAGCCAUCGCAUGGGUUGCCAACUACCACGCAGAGGUCCAGAAAAGAUUCCUGAACGGUGUACAACGUGUUCCCUCCUGGGGCCCAGAGAUUGACACACACGUUCAAAGGUACUUGAACGGGCUUGGAAACUGGGCACGAGCCAAUGCGUGUUGGCACUACGAAAGCGGUCGAUACUUUGGAAGCAGGAGUCCUGAGGUCCUUCAGACUCGGCGAGUGCAGCUUUUACCCAAGGUACAGAAACACAACGUUUCACUGAAGAGAGAGAACGUCGUUGUACCUCUGAUAGAGGCUUUAGAGAGCAGAGCAUGA
Molecule: messenger RNA, 1035 nt
Organism: Fomitiporia mediterranea MF3/22
Lineage: Eukaryota; Fungi; Basidiomycota; Agaricomycetes; Hymenochaetales; Hymenochaetaceae
Product: terpenoid synthase
Exons: 4
Coding region: 1-1035 (344 amino acids)
Source: RefSeq, a predicted model, not a curated record